AUGAGCCUGAGAGGUUUGGGCUCAGAGGGUUGGGCUCAGAGGGUUAGGCUCAGAGGGUUGGGCUCAGAGGGUUGGGCUCAGAGGUUUGGGCUCAGAGGGUUAGGCUCAGAGAGUUGGGCUCAGAGGGUUGGGCUCAGAGGGUUGGGCUCAGAGGGUUGGGCUCAGAGGGUUGGGCUCAGAGGGUUAGGCUCAGAGGGUUGGGCUCAGAGGGUUGGGCUCAGAGGGUUGGGCUCAGAGGGUUGGGCUCAGAGAGUUGGGCUCAGAGGGUUGGGCUCAGAGGGUUGGGCUCAGAGAGUUGGGCUCAGAGGGUUGGGCUCAGAGAGUUGGGCUCAGAGAGUUGGGCUCAGAGGGUUGGGCUCAGAGGGUUGGGCUCAGAGGGUUGGGCUCAGAGGGUUGGGCUCAGAGAGUUGGGCUCAGAGAGUUGGGCUCAGAGGGUUGGGCUCAGAGGGUUGGGCUCAGAGGGUUAGGCUCAGCGGGUUGGGCUCAGAGGGUUGGGCUCAGAGGGUUGGGCUCAGAGGGUUGGGCUCAGAGAGUUGGGCUCAGAGGGUUGGGCUCAGAGGGUUGGGCUCAGAGGGUUAG
Molecule: messenger RNA, 579 nt
Organism: Knipowitschia caucasica
Lineage: Eukaryota; Metazoa; Chordata; Actinopteri; Gobiiformes; Gobiidae
Source: the annotation of a GenBank genome assembly